Messenger RNA from Coniophora puteana RWD-64-598 SS2, 1269 nucleotides. RefSeq names its product actin depolymerizing protein. Gene Ontology annotation, biological process: actin filament depolymerization; barbed-end actin filament capping. The coding region runs from base 69 to 1121 and encodes 350 amino acids. NCBI's taxonomy places the organism in Eukaryota, Fungi, Basidiomycota, Agaricomycetes, Boletales, Coniophoraceae. The transcript is spliced from 6 exons. The record is from RefSeq and is a predicted model, not a curated record. Gene Ontology annotation, cellular component: cytoplasm; actin filament. Gene Ontology annotation, molecular function: actin monomer binding; actin filament binding.
GUCUGGAGGCCUGGCCCCAGCUUCCGCGUCAUACGUCGUGAACAUCUCAUCUACGAUUUGCCUUCAAGAUGUCAGCUGCCUCUGGAAUAGGGAUUUCACCUGAACUCUCCGAUACUUUCAGCAGCGCUGUGGACUCCAAGAAUAUUCGAUUCAUCAAAGUUGCCAUUCAGAAUGAAACAUUGGUGCCGGUAGAGACCAUUGAAGUCUCGGGGUCGUUUGAUGACGAUCUGUCACAACUUCAAACACUCCUUGAUGAUAAACAGGCAGUUUAUGUUCUCGCUCGUCUGGAUGAACCACCAUCGGAAUGGCUAGCUAUAAACUAUGUCCCUGAUGCCGCGCCAGUGCGAGAGAAGAUGCUCUACGCGUCGACCCGGAGCUCGCUCACCAAAUCACUAGGAUCGGCCGUCUUUACCGAUUCACUAUUUGCAACAUCGAAGGAUGAUCUGACCGCCGAUGCGUAUGCUGCACACAAACGCAGUCUGGCCGCGCCGAAGCCCCUGAGCGCGAGGGAGAAGGAGAUGGAGGACAUCAAGGCUGCAGAGAAACAAGCAGGAUUCUCGUAUGAGGGAAGCAGCGCUCGAAAGAAUCACAUUGGGACGGGCCAUAGCUUUGCCUGGGAUCCGGAAGCGGAGAACGCGAUGAAGGAGCUCGGUGCAACGGAGACGAGUCGUCUGGUUGUCCUCGCGAUCGCAAUGGAAUCGGAGACGUUGGAGUUGCAUUCUUCUUCUGAGGUAGACAUCAAUCAGGUGGGGGCAGCUUUGCCAAAGGAUCAGCCUGCAUAUGCUGCAUUGGCAUGGGUGAACGAAUACUCCGAGACCGGACGUGAUGUUUUAUACAUUUAUUCAUGCCCAACUACCUCUCCAGUCAAACUCAGGAUGACGUAUUCAGCGGGUUCUGGCUCAGUGGCUCGAGCGAUUGAAACGAUCCUAAAAGACAACGGGUCGGCGUUUGUGGUGUCCAAACGAAAAAUCGAGACGUCGGAUCCAGCAGAAGUGGACGAAGCCUUCCUGAAGUCGUUAUACGAAUUCAAUGCACCGCGAUCUGCAGGUGGUGGUGCUGUUCCAGAAGUCAAGCCAGACAGGGGCUUUGCGCGACCCAAAGGACCUGCCAGGAGACGGUGAUGAAUGGUGGUACGCGGAAUGCACUAGGCGGAGGCCAUGUACUAAUACUACGUGUCACUAAAUCUGUACGCUACUUAUGAAUCAUGAGAGGUCGAAAGGUGCUAUAUGACCACGCUCAAGGUGUUGGUGUUGGUACUCUCAUUGUUGG